This is a messenger RNA of Strongylus vulgaris, 342 nucleotides long. The record is from the annotation of a GenBank genome assembly. Lineage: Eukaryota; Metazoa; Nematoda; Chromadorea; Rhabditida; Strongylidae.
AUGCAACCAACUCGCAUUGGACUACCUUUAAACGCCAACGAUAAUACUGUUCAUAACACUACUUUGAUACAAACUCAAUUGGAAGAUAAUUCUAAAGAUGAAGGCUGUUUUUGUUUGCAUAAGAAUGUAUCCUAUGAUUUUUGCUACCAUCUGCCGCAGGAUGGGGCUGUCAAAGGAAGACGAUUUGACUGUGCAUUUACCUCAUAUCUUGAAGAAUUAGGACUCUUGUCACCAAUGAAAGUUAUUGACAUGAGUUUGGAAGAGAUGCCCACACCAGCGUUUAUAACAGCAAUGUCCGAAAAUCAUUAUCGGGAAGGGCUUACACUGGUGAGGUUACUGUAA